Sungouiella intermedia is the source of this 1356-nucleotide messenger RNA. NCBI's taxonomy places the organism in Eukaryota, Fungi, Ascomycota, Pichiomycetes, Serinales, Metschnikowiaceae. The record is from the annotation of a GenBank genome assembly.
AUGUUGAAACUCUCAGACAGAGAUAUGCCGGUUAUUCCGGGUACCAAAAUCGAGAAUGAGGAGUUACAAGAAUUGCGUCUCAUGCUCGCAGACUUACUUAGAAGAAAAAACACCCAGUUUCCAGGUUCUCAACCAGUAUCUUUUGAACGGAACCACAUAGACGUACUCAAGCGAAGGGAGUAUUUUGUAUGCGAAAAGUCUGAUGGUUUGCGUUGUCUCUUAUUCUUGAUUAAUGAUCCUGUGAAGGGAGAAGGUGUUUUUCUAAUAACCAGAGAAAACGAAUACUACUUCAUCCCGAAUAUACACUUUCCUCUCACUACCAGCGAAGAUCAGGGCCGGACUUUCCACCAUGGAACGUUAUUAGAUGGUGAGUUGGUCUUGGAGACGAAGAAUGUUCUGGAGGCGUUUCUUCGAUACUGUAUUUUUGAUGCUUUAGUUGUCAAUGAAAAAGACAUCACAAACAGACCACUACCUAAGAGACUCGGAUAUAUAACAGAGCACGUCAUGAAACCAUUUGAUGCUUUCAAGGCACGUCACCCGGAAAUAGUCAAUUCCCCCGAUUUUCCGUUCAAGGUAAGUUUCAAGAUGAUGAAACUGUCGUAUAGAGCGAACGUGGUUUUGGCGAUGCAAGACCAGUUAUUCCAUGAGUCAGAUGGAUUGAUUUUUACCUGCGCUGAGACGCCAUACGUGUUUGGAACUGAUGCUACUUUGCUCAAGUGGAAACCAGCGCAUGAAAACACCAUCGACUUCAAGAUGGAGAUGUCGUUCAAGCAAUAUCAGGAUCCCGAUAUGGAUCCCCACGAUCCUGACUCUACAUACUUCGAUUACGACAGUGUACCUGAGAGCAUUGACUUGAGAGUUUGGAAAGGAGGAAAAGAAUACGAACCCUUUGCCAAAAUGGAUCUUGAAGAGGAAGACUGGAAACAACUUAAGGAGCUAAACGAGCCUUUGCAAGGUAGAAUUGUGGAAUGCCGAAAGAAACUCAGUAAGCCACCAUUUUGGGAGAUGCUCCGGUUCAGGAACGACAAGAGUAAUGGUAACCACUACACGGUAGUGGAGAAAAUUCUUCACAGUAUAGAGGAUGGAGUUGGAGAGAAAGAGCUCAUUGAUGCGUGCCCAGCUAUUGAAAAGGCAUGGAAGCAGAGAGAGGCAGAGAGACAUCAAAGAGCUAAACAUGCACAUGCCAAUUCAAACCAUACAGCUCCACCGGUGUCACAUGGCAAGGAUAGUCAGAAAGAGCGUCGACCUGAACAAGACGCACCAACAGCACCUUCUUCCAAGAAGCCGCGGGCACAAGAAGAGCAAAUGUUGCAGGACAUGAUGCCAGACUACGAAGAUGAUAGUGAUCUGGAGUAA